UAUUCGCCAAGCACAGGAGUCCGUUUUAAAACGUCUCUACGAAAGAUCGGAACCGCUUCAGCGAUUUCAGAUACGAAUAUCCCCGCAGCAACGCCAAAUACAAUGGCAGAUGGAGCCCUGAAAGAUAAUGAUUAA
This is a messenger RNA of Ambispora gerdemannii, 135 nucleotides long. The record is from the annotation of a GenBank genome assembly. NCBI's taxonomy places the organism in Eukaryota, Fungi, Glomeromycota, Glomeromycetes, Archaeosporales, Ambisporaceae.